This is a messenger RNA of Spinacia oleracea (spinach), 3069 nucleotides long. RefSeq lists its product as uncharacterized. The record is from RefSeq and is a predicted model, not a curated record. Gene Ontology annotation, molecular function: catalytic activity. Bases 1 to 3069 code for a protein of 1022 amino acids. The transcript has 5 exons. NCBI's taxonomy places the organism in Eukaryota, Viridiplantae, Streptophyta, Magnoliopsida, Caryophyllales, Amaranthaceae.
AUGAAGAAACAGGAUGAAGUGAGAAGGUUCAUUCAGAAGUUUGAUGUUGAGUUGGUUGGGCUCCUUGAGCAUAAGGUGAAGGGUGCUAAUCUUGGCAAGCUUUACCAAAGAGUAUUUACAGGCUGGUGUUUUACAGGAAAUGUUAGUUUUCACAAGGGAGGAAGAAUAGUGGUAGCUUGGAAACUUGGAAGUUUUACUGUGAGUGUUGUAGCUGUUACAGCUCAGUUGAUACAUUGUCAUGUCACCCCUAUUAGUGGUAAAAAUGGCUUCUAUUGCACCUUUGUAUAUGCAUUUAAUGACAGCAAGCAGAGAAUUGAGCUAUGGAGAGACUUGAAGGUGUUAAACACACAGGAUCCUUGGAUUAUGUGUGGAGACUUCAAUUGUGUUAUGGCUAGUGAUGAGAGAAUAGGUGCACCUGUCAGGCAAGCUGAAAUCACUGAUAUUAAUAAUUGUAUGCAUGUUUGUAGUAUGGAAGAUGUGAAGAGUGUAGGGAACAUGUUCACUUGGAAUAACAAACAGCAGGGUUCUGCUAGGGUGUUUUCUAAGUUGGAUAGGGUAUUAGCUAAUCCAGCAUGGCAGAGUGAGUAUGUUGACGCAGGAGUUUAUCCAAGAUCUGCAGGAGGGAGGAAGCCAUUUAGAUACUUUACAAUGUGGAAGUCAGCUCCUACUUAUAAUACCAUCAUUCAGGAUGUAUGGAGGGAGCAAUUACCUGGAAGUAAGAUGUAUGUCUUAGUGACUAAAUCGAAGAAGGUGAAAGUUGUUCUGAAAGAGCUCAAUAAGAAGGGUUUUGCUGACAUUCAGGCUGCUGAAAUUAAAGCUCAUCAGGCAAUGUUAGAAGCUCAGCAAGCCAUGCACUCAAAUCCUGCAAAUCAACAGCUAGUUGAUCUAGAGUUAGAUGCCAUCAAGGAAUACAAAUUGCAUCAUCAAGUGUAUAUGGACUUUUUGAAGCAAAAAGCCAAGCUGGAUUGGAUCAAAGCUGGUGAUGAGAACACUUCUUUAUUCCAUCAGAGUAUCAAGGCCAGAAAUGUUCAGAAUCAUGUUUACAGCAUUCAUGAUAUAUAUGCAUGGAAAAUGGCAAGAUACUCCAGAGCUAGUCCAUUGAUUACUGAACAUCACAGAACUCUCCUCAAUGCACCUUACACUAGAGAGGAAGUGAAGAAUGCUCUAUUCUCCAUUCUUGGAACUAAAGCUCCUGGACCAGAUGACUUUGGUUCUUUCUUCUAUAAGGAUUCUUGGCAUAUAGUGGGAGAUGAGGUAAUUGAUGCAGUUCUUGAUGUGCUGAAUAGUGGUAAGCUUUUGAAGGAGAUUAAUCAUAUAGUCAUCACUUUAAUUCCUAAAACAAAAUGCCCCAAAAAUGUUAGUGAAUUUAGACCUAUCUCAUGCUGUAAUACACUUUACAAAUGUGUUACUAAGGUGAUGUGUGGUAGGUUAAGACAGGUGUUGCAAGAUUUGAUUCUUGAGAAUCAAGGGGGGUUUGUGCAUGGAAGAUAUAUUGCUCAUAACAUCAUGGUAGUGCAGGAUUUAGUAAGGCAUUAUGGAAGGAAAUCUGUUAAGCCUAGUUGCCUGUUAAAAGUGGAUUUACAAAAGGCUUAUGAUACAGUAGAUUGGUGUUUCCUGAAGGAGAUGUUGGAAAUUUUAGGAUUCCCUACUACUUUUACGGAGUUAGUGAUGACCUGUGUUACAACCCCUAUGUUUUCUCUCAUGAUAAAUGGGACUAUGCAUGGGUUUUUCAAGUCUAAAAGGGGUUUGAGACAAGGUGAUCCCAUGUCACCUUUGCUAGGAAUAUCCUUCCAUUUAUUCCUUGCUCCACUUGCUUUAUUUUCCAAGACUUCUGGUCUGAUGGCUAACAAGAGUAAGUCUGCUAUUUAUUGCCAUGGCAUGCCUGAGUGUGAUGUGAAAAGAGUAGUGGAUGCAUCUGAUUUUACUAGGAGUACUUUGCCUUUCAAGUACCUAGGAGUGCCAAUAUGUUCUAAAAGGAUCUCUGCAAGUCAGUGUGAUGUAUUGGUGGACAAGAUGACAGCAAGGAUUAAAAUGUGGAGCACUAGGAAUUUGUCCUACACUACUAGAAUGCAACUGGUAAAUUCAGUUCUUUUAAGCCUGCAUAUGUACUGGGCUCAGAUUUUCAUCCUUCCUAAGAGUGUUCUGCAUGAUAUUGCUAAGAUCUGUAGAGCAUUCUUAUGGAGUGGGCGGGCAUAUAGUUCUAAGCCAAGCUCUGUUGCCUGGGAUAGAGUUUGUUCACCUAAACAGGUUGGUGGUUUGGGUUUUAGGGAUGUGAUCACUUGGAACAUUGCUAGUUUGGGGAAAUAUGUGUGGGCUAUCACCACUAAGCAGGAUAACAUUUGGAUUAAGUGGAUUAAUUCAGUUUACAUCAAAGAUGGGGACGUGUGGGAGUACCAACCAAGUGCCUCUGCAAGUUGGUACUGGAAAAGGAUAUGUGCAACAAGAGAUCAACUGAAACAAGUUUUUUCCUAUGUUGAAUUCAGGAAUAUGGCUCAAUAUUCUGUCAAGCAGGUUUACAACAAGUUAGUGGGUGAUAAACCUCAUGUUCAAUGGGAUAAGGUGGUUUGGAACAGAUUGAAUGUGCCAAAGCAUAGGUUUAUAUGCUGGCUUGCAGUGCAGAAUAGGUUACAAACUACAGCCAAGUUAGCAAAAAUAGGGGUGAGCUCCUCUGCUGAUUGUUUAAUUUGUAAGCAAGCUGCUGAAGUUCAUGAGCAUCUGUUCUUCAGCUGUCAGUACAACCAAUUGUGUUUUCAAGAUCUGGCUAUAUGGCUUAACAUUAGAAGCACCAAUACAGGUCUACAAAAUGUCAUCAAUAUCAUCAAGAGAGGGAAGCAUUCCAAGUUCAGGAAUCAAGUAUGCUAUGCAGGGGUGGCAGCUCUAGUUUACUUGAUCUGGAAAAGUAGAAAUCAGAGUUUUUGGGAAGGGUCAGUUCCAACAGUUAAUUCUGUUAUGAGUAAUUUGAAACGAAUUGUAAAAGAUAGGAUUAAAUCAGUCAUGUGUAAGAAAUUUGUAGUAGUGUGUGUUCAUCUCUGUGUGAGAUGGCUAAGCUGUAUUGACGUUGGUUGGUAA